This is a messenger RNA of Coregonus clupeaformis (lake whitefish), 588 nucleotides long. Its product is annotated as histone H1-like. Gene Ontology annotation, biological process: nucleosome assembly. Gene Ontology annotation, molecular function: DNA binding; structural constituent of chromatin. The record is from RefSeq and is a predicted model, not a curated record. The transcript is spliced from 3 exons. NCBI's taxonomy places the organism in Eukaryota, Metazoa, Chordata, Actinopteri, Salmoniformes, Salmonidae. The coding region runs from base 1 to 588 and encodes 195 amino acids. Gene Ontology annotation, cellular component: nucleosome.
AUGGUUCUCAUGUCGCGUUUAAGGCCAGCCCCUGCUCGACAUGGCAGAAGUCGCACCAGCACCCGCAGCAGCCGCGCGGCCAAGGCACCCAAGAAGAAGGCAGCCAAGCCCAAGAAAGCGGGACCCAGCGUAGGAGAGCUCAUCGUCAAGGCUGUGACCGCUUCCAAGGAGAGGACGGCGUGUCCCUGGCCGCGCUCAAGAAGACGCUGGCGGCAGGCGGCUACGACGUGGAGAAGAACAACUCCCGCGUCAAGAUCGCAGUCAAAAGCCCUCGUCACCAAGGGCACCCUGGUCCAGACCAAGGGCACCGGUGCAUCCGGCUCCUUCAAGCUCAACAAGAAAGCUGUCGAGGCGAAGAGGCCCGCCAAGAAAGCCGCAGUCCCCAAAGUAAAGAAGGUGGCCGCCAAGAAGCCCGCCUCCAAGAAGAAGCCCAAGAAGGCCGCCAAGAGCCCCAAGAAGGUGAAGAAGCCACGCAAGCGGCUCAAGAAGGCGGCAAAGAGCCCCAAGAAGGCUACAAAGGCAGCCAAGCCCAAAGCCGCCAAGCCCAAGGCAGCCAAGGCCAAGAAGGCAGCCCCCAAGAAGAAGUAA